AUGGGGAGGGGUGCGUGGGGUUGGAGAAACUUUCUCCUCCGGGGAUGGGGGCGCUCGAGCGGGUACUCACAGCGAGGUCGGCGCUGCCAACCAUCCUGGACGCCGCUCGGCCCCACCGCCGGGGAGGGGGGCGCGGGAGCGCGGGCGCUCGCUGCUGCCGCCGCCGCCGCCGCCGCCUCGCCGCUCCCAGCCCCGGUCCCGGGCUGGCCUCGAGCCUCCCGCCCCGACGCCGUGCGCUCGCUUUAUACAACUCCACUCGAGCGCGCCCGGCCUUAUGUAAAGGCUGGCGGAGGCCCGCAGCCAAUGGCGCGGCAGCUGGAGCCGGGGGCCCUUGGGCGGGGGGCGUCCGCGCAGCCAAUCGCCGCCUGGAGAGCUCCGGGAGCCGGGUGGGGGAAGGGGUCGCCUCCCCGCGCUGAUUUAGGAGCCGGGAUUGCGGUGGCAGCAGCCGGCAGCCCGGCUGGCCCGGCGCGGCGCGUGGCGGGCCCCGCGGUGGGCGGCGGCGGCGGCCAAGGGCGGGCGCCCCCUGCGUGCCACCGCGCCCCGCCGCUGCGACGCGUAACCUUCUGGAGGCUGCCGGGCCUGGCGAGGCACCAAGCGGAGAGGGCGCGCCUUGGCGGGGCGCACGGGGCCCUGGGCCGGCGGGAAGCCGCGAUCCCUUGGGAGGAAGCGCCGGGAAGGAAGGCCCCCGGGGUGGGAGGGCCGCGAGCCCCAGCACCCCGCGGGCAGCCCUGCGAUGCGCGCGCGGCCGAGGAGGAGGGAGACGGCGGGAGCAGCCGCGCCGCCUUCCAGUCCCCUAGAUUGCGAUCUGGCCGUCGCCGGGCCGGGCCGGGCCUGGCCGCACGAGCUGCGCUGAUGGCGAGAUUGCAUGCUGCGGAGCGAGCGCCGAGCGGAUUUUUAUCUGGCCUGGGGACGUGUCCGAGCCUCCAGGGAGCUGCUCAGUAUGGGGAGCAGAGCUUCACGACCGCCUCAGCGGGCGGGGAGCGGACAGCAGAGCUCCGAGCUCGGCUGGGCAGCGUCUGCUAUCCCCGCCCGCGCCGCGCCCGCCCCGGGCCGUGUCCCUACCCCGCUCCACCCCGCCUGGCCCCGCGGGCUUGGCGCACCUGUCCUGGCCCCGCGGCGGUGCUUGGGAAGGCAUCUCCCUGA
Messenger RNA from Ochotona curzoniae (black-lipped pika), 1143 nucleotides. Its product is annotated as translation initiation factor IF-2-like. Bases 1 to 1143 code for a protein of 380 amino acids. The transcript has a single exon. NCBI's taxonomy places the organism in Eukaryota, Metazoa, Chordata, Mammalia, Lagomorpha, Ochotonidae. The record is from RefSeq and is a predicted model, not a curated record.